CGCGCCCCGCGCCCCCCACCCCGGCCCGGCCCGGCCGCAGCCCCGCUGGGCGCCGCAGAGAUGACGGAUCCUUUCUGUGUUGGAGGCCGUCGGCUCCCGGGGUCCAGCAAGAGUGGUCCCGGGAAGGAUGGCAGCCGAAAGGAGGUCCGACUUCCAAUGCUGCAUGACCCACCGAAGAUGGGGAUGCCGGUGGUCCGUGGUGGACAGACAGUGCCCGGCCAAGCCCCUCUCUGCUUUGACCCAGGAAGUCCAGCCAGUGACAAGACAGAAGGGAAGAAAAAGGGGCGGCCAAAAGCUGAGAACCAGGCCCUCCGAGACAUUCCUCUCUCCCUGAUGAACGACUGGAAGGAUGAGUUCAAGGCACACUCGAGGGUGAAGUGUCCAAACUCGGGGUGCUGGCUGGAGUUCCCCAGCAUCUACGGGCUCAAGUACCAUUACCAGCGGUGCCAAGGGGGUGCCAUCUCAGAUCGGCUCGCCUUCCCCUGCCCGUUCUGCGAGGCUGCGUUCACCUCUAAGACCCAGCUGGAGAAACACCGGAUUUGGAACCACAUGGACCGACCCUUGCCUGCCUCCAAGCCUGGGCCCAUCAGCAGACCGGUCACCAUCAGCCGGCCCGUUGGGGUCAGCAAGCCCAUUGGAGUGAGCAAACCUGUCACUAUCAGCAAACCCGUGGGCGUCAGCAAACCCAUUGGCAUCAGCAAGCCAGUCUCGGUUGGCAGACCCAUGCCAGUCACCAAGGCCAUGCCAGUCACUAGGCCCGUGCCAGUCACCAAACCUGUCACAGUCAGCAGGCCCAUGCCAGUCACCAAGGCCAUGCCGGUCACUAGGCCUGUGCCGGUCACCAAACCCAUCACAGUCACCAAGUCCGUGCCGGUCACCAAACCUGUACCUGUCACCAAACCCAUUACGGUCGCAAAGCUUGUGACCGUUACAAAACCCGUGCCGGUCACCAAGCCAGUGACAGUCAGCAGGCCCAUUGUGGUCAGCAAGCCGGUGACAGUCAGCAGGCCCAUUGCCAUCAGCAGACACACACCGCCCUGCAAAAUGGUGCUGCUGACCAAGUCGGAAAACAAAGCACCUCGUGCCGCAGGGAGGAACAGUGGUAAGAAAAGGGCUGCGGAUGGCCUGGACACCUGCCCAAUUCCACCCAAGCAGGCCAGGCCAGAGAAUGGGGAGCACGGCCCCUCCACCAUGGGCCAGAGCUCGGCCUUCCCGCUGAGUGCAGACGCCAGCAGUGGCUCCUUGUCGCCAGGCAGCAGGCCGUCGGGGGGUGUGGAGGCACUGAGGGCUGCAGGCCCUGCGUCCCCGCCUGAGGAGGACCCCGAGCGCACGAAGCACAGAAGGAAACAGAAAACACCCAAGAAGUUUACAGGGGAGCAGCCAUCCAUCUCAGGGACCUUUGGGCUCAAAGGCCUGGUCAAAGCUGAGGACAAGGCCCGAGUUCACCGCUCCAAGAAGCAGGAGGGACCAGGCCCGGAGGACGCCCGGAAGAAGGUGCCAGCCCCCAUCACUGUCAGCAAGGAGGCGCCAGCCCCCAUGGCCCACCCAGCUCCAGGUGGCCCUGAAGAGCAGUGGCAGAGGGCCAUCCACGAGCGCGGGGAAGCCGUCUGCCCCACCUGCGGCGUGGUCACCCGGAAGACGCUUGUGGGGCUCAAGAAGCACAUGGAGGUGUGUCAGAAGCUUCAGGAUGCACUCAAGUGCCAGCACUGCCGGAAGCAGUUCAAGUCCAAAGCUGGCCUCAACUACCACACCAUGGCCGAGCACAGUGCCAAGCCCUCUGACACCGAGGCCUCUGAGGGGGGUGAGCAGGAGGAGCGCGAGCGGCUGCGCAAGGUGCUGAAGCAGAUGGGACGGCUGCGCUGCCCCCAGGAGGGUUGCGGGGCUGCCUUCUCCAGCCUCAUGGGCUACCAGUACCACCAGCGGCGCUGCGGGAAGCCGCCCUGUGAGGUGGACAGCCCCUCCUUCCCCUGCACCCACUGUGGCAAGACAUACCGAUCCAAGGCCGGCCACGACUACCACGUGCGCUCGGAGCACACGGCCCCUCCCCCUGAGGAGCCCACAGACAAGUCCCCCGAGGCUGAGGACCUGCUGGGUGUGGAGCGGACGCCAAGCGGGCGUGUCCGCCGCACGUCGGCCCAGGUGGCGGUGUUCCACCUGCAGGAGAUAGCAGAGGACGAGCUGGCCCGCGACUGGACCAAGCGGCGCAUGAAGGAUGACCUCGUGCCCGAGACCGCACGGCUCAACUACACUCGGCCAGGGCUCCCCACGCUGAACCCCCAGCUGCUAGAGACAUGGAAGAACGAAGUGAAGGAGAAAGGCCAUGUCAACUGUCCCAAUGAUGUGAGCAGAGGCAGCCGGGUGGGGGCGUGGGGACCCACACAGGGACAGAGCCCAGGUGUGGCCCUCAGAGCAGAGUGGAGGUGGACAGCUUUCAGGAGGUGCCCAGCCCACCCCAGGCCUUGCAUGCCCAGCCUGCCCAAUUCCCAGGACUCACACCCCCUCACUUGCCCCAAAGAGGCCUCAGAGAUCCCCUGGGGUAGGGCAGGGGUGUAUCUUGGUGUGGGGUGCCCACCAGAGUCCCUCGCCCACGGCUGCCUCCCCUGCAGUGCUGUGAAGCCAUCUACUCCAGUGUGUCCGGACUCAAGGCUCAUCUUGCCAGCUGCAGCAAGGGGGCCCACCUGGCGGGGAAGUACCGCUGCCUGCUGUGCCCGAAGGAGUUCAGCUCUGAGAGUGGCGUCAAAUACCACAUCCUCAAGACCCACGCAGAGAACUGGUUCCGAACAUCAGCAGACCCACCUCCUAAACACAGGAGCCAGGACUCAUUGGUGCCCAAGAAGGAAAAGAAAAAAAAUCUGGCAGGUGGGAAGAAGCGGGGCCGAAAGCCCAAGGAGCGGCCCCCAGAGGAGCCUGUGGCCAAGCUGCCCCUACGCCGGGACGACUGGCCUCUCGGAUGCAGAGACAAGGGGGCCCGGGGCUCCGCUGGCCGGAAGGUGGGAGCCAGCAAGGCGCCUGAAAAGUGAGCUUGGUGGGUGGGGCCUGGCCCCCGUGCAGCUGCCACACCGCCCUCUGUUCAAGGCAGGGCUAGCUCCGGGACCUCUGUCCUCCAGUUCUCCAUCCCCCACCCCCACUUCUUCAUCCGUCCAGUGGGGGCAGCCAGCCACUCUCCCUUCCCUGAAGGUGGGCCUUCCCCUGUUAAGGCUGCCACAGGGCACACCUGGGUUGGGGCUCCCCACGGUGUGUCCAGCAGAAGUGCAAUAGCCGGGAGGGUUGCCCCUCCCCAUGGGAAUGUGUCUGGGGUCUUGGUGCCACAGGGGCUGCCGUGCAGAGCAGGCAGAUAGCCUUUGGCCCCCUGGCUCUGCUUCCUCAGGCCCUGCCGGGUCCCCACCCUGGCUCCCCCAAGGCUCAGGCAUCCCUGGUGACCUGUGGUUCUGGGCUGGUGAGGGCAUCUGAGCGACUGGCAGCUGGCAGCCACCAUCCUGGCCUCACCUCCACCCAACACUGGAACUCCAGCACCCCCAGCUACCUCCCAGGACAGACCCCCGUCUGACCACUGCCAUGCUGACCCGAUAGGCUCCUGCCUGCCCUUGGCCACCCACUUGGUCCCCCUGCUUCUGUUUUCUACCUCUCCAGGCCUGCCCCCUACCCUACCCCUGCCGCUCCUCUGUCAGUGUGAUCCCUGCUAUGCUCAGGCCCUGCCCCACAGGCCUGUCUGUGCUCCCAGCUUAGGGUAAAGGAAUGUUUUGUUUCUUGCACCUACAGGGCAGCAGGAGCUUGAUGCCCUUCAACACAGCUGCCAGCCCUGGGGGUGUGGGGCCCCUGGAGUAUGCUCUCCCUCCAGUGUUCAGCCUUCUGGCACUGCAGGCCUAGGUUGGAGCAGCCUCAUGGAGUAGGGAUGGACUAGUUUGGGCCUUGGGGUCUUCCUGGGGCCCACAGGCAUGUGGGGCAGGAAGCUGGGCAGAGCUGGCCUGGCUCUGAGUGGCCACUGGGGAAAAGGCAGCCUUCUGUCUGCCAAUCUGGGUAGGCCCAGUGGCCGAGCUCUCAUGGGAGCCCCCUCCCCACCUUUUUUUUUAACCGGCCCCCAUUGUUUCUGGUCGUGUGGUCUGAUAUGGGAACUGAAGGCCAGCCAGGGGAGGGGUUGGCCAAAGUCACAGCAGGUUGAUGGCAGCCCCAGAGCUGUCUUUGCCCCCUUUGUGGCCCGGAGGACGGCUGGGUCUACAGGUUGGGCAGGGGUCAGGCAGGGAGUCCAGGUGCCUGGAAGAGGUGGCCACAGCCUGUGGCUGCCUCCCUGGGGUCCUGCCUUCCAACCACAGCAUUGCAGGGAGGAUGAGGCUCAGAGGGGGUAGGUUUGGAGGGAGGCCAUUUUCCAGGGUGGGUGGGAGUGGGCUGAGGGCUCAUCCCCACUGACCCUGGACGAUGUGAAUUUUGAUGUUUGCCCGUGUGCGUGUGUCUCCUGGGUGUAGUGGAUGCCAGUCUUGUUGCUGUGACAAGUAACAACCUUUUUUUUAAAUUGUUUUUUAUACAAAAACUCACAAUCUGACAUUUGGUGCUAAGGGUUUCCUGGUGCAGAUGGUGGGCCUGGGGGUUGGGCUGGGCCAGGGCGUGGGUCUCUGGGGUUUGGGUCCCUUGCUGCUCAGGGAGGCAGUACUGACUGGGCACUGCCUCUGCCCCCAGCACCCACCCUCACCCAUCCCCCAGGGAGAACGGCCCCCACUGGGCUCGGCCUGCAGUAGUAGGAAGACAAGUUCCAGGAGCACUUUGGGGACUGGGGUUGCAGUACACUUCCUGUCUCUGGCUUUAUCCUUGGGCCAGAAGGCUCUGACCCUCAGCAGCCCUUGCCACAUGUGCUAGGGAGGGGGUGUGGAGACCUGGACUCCCCCACCGAUGCACACCUCGGCCUGAUGAGAGAAUGGAGGCUUGGGCAGAGACGUGACCCAGCGUCAGAAAGUCGGGGGAGGCUUUCCUUCCUGUGUCCCAGAGCUUCACCGGUGCAGCCAGCCGGGGGCGGGGGCGGGGGCGCUGGAGGUGGAGGGUGGGGUCUGACAACUUCUGCUGGGGCAGCCUCGGGAGGGGAGGGGAGCAGGCACUGGGCAGGGGCCUAAGUGCACUUUGUCCUUGCCACCAAUGGCGGGAGGAGGGUGGACCUGAACACCUCUAGCAGGGUGUUGCGCGCCUGCCCCAGCCUCUCAGGUACUUGGCCCUUGGGGAGGAGAGAGGGGGGUCUGGUUUUUGCUGGGGGUGAGUUUCCGGGACACUCCCAAAGCCCACAGAUAAUCCCUGGUGUGGGAAGAGGAGUCCUGGAUACCUUGAUGUUUAGCACUUUAACCCCCUUUGUCUUUAAGGUAGGCGUGGGGGCUACUGUCAGAAGUGGCUGUUGGGUCGGACCCCUCCUUUCUGCCCUCCCUCUCCCACAUGCUGGUCUGCAGAGCCCUCCUCCCAAGGGGUAGGGCCCUGGGUGGAGCUCAGCAGGGUCUGCCCACUCCCUAUGCUGGCCCACAUAGGCCUCCAGGAGCCCUCAGUGAGAGGGACCAGCAUAGCAGACCCCUAGAGUGUGGUGGGCGUCGGCCCUGCCCGGGACGCAGUCGGUGCCCUUUCCGCAGCUCUACCUCUGGCUCAGCGCACGCCCCCUGCCCUGAGAACAGGAAAGGGCCCGGAAGGGCUGACUCACCGGGCCGACACUCACGAAAAUGGGAUGCACUUUAUUUGCUGGUGCAAAGGCAAGAGAGGGUGCCUCCUGUGUGACCGUUGACCCUCCUGCCUGGUGGCGCUGAAGGGAAGGAGCCAGUGAGGCUGACCCCGGGAGGGGCCGUCCCCGUGUGCCCUGUUUGGCGGGCCCCAGGCGGCUCCCCCAGGCCCGGGUCUGGGGCCCCAGGUUCUCCCCUGCCUGGCGGCCGCGCGUCCUGUGCUUUGGGUUUCUUGGUUUGGGUUUUUUAAUGCCAGUUCUCAGUACAUAAGUGCAUUUUGAAAGAGGUUCCAGCUAUCACUUGUAACCAUAUAUAUAUACAUAUAUAUUCUAUCUACAAAGUGUUUAUUUGCGAGAUGUUUCGACGGUGAGUUCGGGCCCCGCCCGCCUUGUGACCAUCUGUCCCCGGUCUUCGUCCCCGCCCCGCGCCCUGGUCCCGAGUGGCGUGGGGACGGGCCAUCACUGUAUGUAUUAAAAUGACUGUAUCAAAUAAAUGUUUAUCGAUUUUUUUCCA
Molecule: messenger RNA, 6194 nt
Organism: Rhinopithecus roxellana (golden snub-nosed monkey)
Lineage: Eukaryota; Metazoa; Chordata; Mammalia; Primates; Cercopithecidae
Gene: ZNF512B
Product: zinc finger protein 512B
Exons: 16
Coding region: 61-3258 (1065 amino acids)
Molecular function (GO): zinc ion binding
Source: RefSeq, a predicted model, not a curated record